Messenger RNA from Megalops cyprinoides (Indo-Pacific tarpon), 1092 nucleotides. Its product is annotated as heat shock factor-binding protein 1. Gene Ontology annotation, biological process: cellular heat acclimation. The coding region runs from base 650 to 856 and encodes 68 amino acids. Gene Ontology annotation, cellular component: cytosol; nucleus. NCBI's taxonomy places the organism in Eukaryota, Metazoa, Chordata, Actinopteri, Elopiformes, Megalopidae. The transcript has 4 exons. The record is from RefSeq and is a predicted model, not a curated record. Gene Ontology annotation, molecular function: transcription corepressor activity.
UAUCAAGCUGUGAAUGGACAUAGCUCACAAUCUGGCAUGUUCACUCAGAGAAAGCUAAGUAAACGUAUAUGAGUGAGCACGCAAGUGACAGUUAAGUACCAUUGGUGUUGACUACAGGGUUAAAUGAAGCAGUAACUUCGUAGUCAAUGCAGGGAAACGCCUUACCUGUGAAUCAAUUUUAGAGUGAGAGCUGUGAACUAAUGUGUUUACUAUUAGAUCUGUUUGUUUAAUGAAAGUGGCAUUUAGGUUUGACAUUGGCCUUUUUGACGGGACGGACGGAUUCGAGACAGAGGGUAAAUGUUUGUAUGCCUUGUAUUUUCGUCGCAUGGUCGGGACGCGGGACCCUUUUUUGAAAUAGUUAAAAUCACAUUUGCUGGUUUCACCAAAUGUAUUGUUGGCCGCUCAAUGAAAACUUCCGCCUGACAUUCCGGACCAGGCUACAAGUGGUAUACGUAGUCUAAGUCAUUCGGUUUGGCUAAACUCACUCAUCUGUUUGCCUCCAAAAGGAUAUUUUCCCCGCUUCGUAUUUCAGAACAAACACGGUUGUCAUUGGGAUAUUUGUUUAAAAGGACGCUGACGAAGGACGAAGCAGCAAAGCGUGUACCACGGAUCGAAAGUUGGAUCCAUUCAACAGUGAAUAAGAGACACAAUGGCAGAAUCCAACUCAAAAGCAGCACAAGAUUUAGCAGAGUUUAUGGAAACGACGAUGCAAAACCUACAGAGCAAGUUUCAGGCCAUGUCGGAUCAGAUCGUCUCAAGAAUGGAUGAAAUGGGCACCCGCAUUGAUGACUUGGAGAAGAAUGUUGCUGAUCUCAUGACACAGGCAGGGAUGGAGGAACCUCAGACAUCAAAGUAACCUUGAGCAACACAAAAGAGGAAUCUGGAUACCAGUGUGCAGAAGUAGCGACUACAAUGGAAUGAACAAGAGGUGCAGCAUUUCCUGACCCAGAGAGAAUGUCCAAAGCAAUCAUCAGUUUUUCACCUUUCAAUGUGGCAAUACCUCUUAAUCCUUCAAUUGAAGGCAGUGCUAAAAGGGAUGAUUUUUGUUUGGGCGUUGAAUUUGGGGCUAUUUUCCUCCCACAUCCUGUGACA